UGCAUGUAUGUGUGUGUGUGUGUGUACGUGUUCUUCAGUUACCAAAAUAUUUAAUUAAUUUGUGACAGAAAUGGCACCGCCAAGACCCAACAAUCGUCCUGUGGCCCGACGCAAAAAGUCCAGCAACCUGUUGCAAACACUGCUGGACAAAUAUGUGAACUGGAACUUUGUGAAAUAUCUGAUAUUCGAGCCGGCUGCGUUGCCCAUCGUUGCAGUGCUUAUAGUUUUAGCCGAGGCGCUUAUCAACGUGCUGGUAAUUAACCGUGUGCCUUACACUGAGAUCGAUUGGGUGGCCUAUAUGCAGGAAUGUGAGGGCUUUUUGAAUGGCACCACAAACUAUGCGCUGUUGCGAGGUGACACUGGCCCACUUGUUUAUCCGGCUGCAUUUGUUUACAUUUACUCUGGUCUCUACUACAUCACAUCGCAUGGCACUAAUGUGCGUCUGGCCCAAUAUAUCUUCGCCGGCAUUUAUUUGCUGCAGAUGUCUCUCGUAUUGCGUCUCUAUGCCAAGAGUCGCAAGGUGCCGCCCUAUGUGCUGGUCUUGAGUGCCUUCACCUCGUACCGCAUACACUCGAUCUACGUUCUGAGACUGUUCAAUGAUCCUGUUGCCAUUUUACUGCUGUAUGCAUCGCUCAACCUUUUUGUGGAUCGCCGCUGGACGCUUGGCAGCGUCUUCUUCAGCUUGGCUGUUGGUGUCAAGAUGAAUAUAUUGCUAUUCGCGCCAGCCUUGUUCUUGUUUUACCUGGCCAAUCUUGGACUGCUGAAAACCGCUCUACAGCUAAUGAUUUGCGCUGUGAUUCAAGUGCUGCUAGGAGCACCUUUCCUGAUAACUCAUCCAGUGGAGUAUCUACGCGGCAGCUUCGAUUUGGGGCGCAUCUUUGAGCACAAAUGGACGGUAAACUAUCGUUUCUUGAGCAGGGAGUUCUUUGAGCAGCGUGAAUUCCAUUUAUGCCUGCUGGGAGUGCACCUGCUGUUGCUGCUCUGCUUUGCCAAGCCCACCUGGACCUUCUUCAUGAGCUAUGUGCGCUUGCGCAAGGUGCAGGAUCAGCUGUUGCCGCAAAUCGAGCGCAAGAACCGCGAACAGCAAAAGGAGAAUCAAAGGAAGCCCAAACAGUUGCCCAAGGAGCCCGAUGAGCAGCUAUCAGGCGAACAAAAGUCCUUCCUCAAAGCAUUCGAGAAGGGUCUGCAGAAGUCCACUGGAAAGAAGGCACCACAACCAGCUCCAGUGGAGCCGCAAUCCGAACGCUAUGGCAUCAACUUCGAUCAGUGCAUCCAGUUGGCGUUGCUGCCCUUCUUCCUCAGCAACUUCAUUGGCGUCGCUUGUGCCCGAUCCCUGCAUUAUCAGUUCUAUGUCUGGUACUUUCACACGUUGCCCUAUCUGGUGUGGUCAACGCCAUAUUCACUGGGCGUGCGCUAUUUGCUUCUGGGCAUCAUCGAGUACUGCUGGAACACUUAUCCCAGCACAAAUGUCUCGAGUAUUGCCCUUCAUCUUUGCCACCUCGUGCUGCUUGUGGGCGUGGCACGGCAAAUUUUCAGCACGAUGCGCUUGAAUGCCACAGUGAAGCGUCAGGAGGCGGCGACACUACAAAAUGGACAGGCGACAAAAACAACAGUGACCAGCAAGAAACUGCAAUAAGACAAUCGAAAGACUGUAGUACCUUGAAAUAAAUUGAUUUUUAAAAGAGAAA
This is a messenger RNA of Drosophila nasuta, 1688 nucleotides long. It is a transcript of the gene Alg3, whose product is annotated as Alg3, alpha-1,3- mannosyltransferase. The transcript is spliced from 3 exons. Gene Ontology annotation, molecular function: dol-P-Man:Man(5)GlcNAc(2)-PP-Dol alpha-1,3-mannosyltransferase activity. The record is from RefSeq and is a predicted model, not a curated record. Lineage: Eukaryota; Metazoa; Arthropoda; Insecta; Diptera; Drosophilidae. Gene Ontology annotation, cellular component: endoplasmic reticulum. The coding region runs from base 71 to 1636 and encodes 521 amino acids.